Cicer arietinum (chickpea) is the source of this 1499-nucleotide messenger RNA. RefSeq names its product AP2-like ethylene-responsive transcription factor. NCBI's taxonomy places the organism in Eukaryota, Viridiplantae, Streptophyta, Magnoliopsida, Fabales, Fabaceae. The record is from RefSeq and is a predicted model, not a curated record. Gene Ontology annotation, biological process: regulation of DNA-templated transcription. Gene Ontology annotation, molecular function: DNA binding; DNA-binding transcription factor activity.
CAUAUAUAUAUUUAUAUAACUCUCUCUCCUUUCCUUCACUCUUCGAACUAUAUGCGUAUGUAGUGCAGUGUUCAUCUCUUAUUUUGUGAGUAAAGUUUUAAUGGCCAAGAAAUCUCAAAAAACUCUCAAAAACACUUCUACUUCUUCUUCAACCAUGGUGAAACAACGUACACGUAAAAGUAUACCAAGAAAUUCACCUCCACAAAGAAGCUCAAUCUAUAGGGGUGUUACAAGACAUCGUUGGACUGGUCGAUAUGAGGCUCAUUUGUGGGAUAAGAAUUGUUGGAAUGAAUCUCAGAGCAAGAAAGGAAGACAAGUAUAUCUAGGAGCAUAUGAUGAUGAAGAAGCUGCAGCACGUGCCUAUGACUUGGCAGCAUUGAAGUAUUGGGGCCAAGACACAAUUCUCAAUUUUCCAGUAUCAAAUUACCAAGAUGAGCUCAAAGAGAUGGAGAACCUAUCAAAAGAAGAAUAUAUUGGAUCAUUAAGAAGAAAAAGCAGUGGAUUUUCUAGAGGAGUUUCAAAAUACAGAGGAGUAGCAAGACACCACCAUAAUGGAAGAUGGGAAGCUCGAAUUGGCAGAGUAUUCGGCAACAAAUAUUUAUACCUUGGAACUUAUGCUACACAAGAAGAAGCCGCCACAGCAUAUGACAUGGCAGCAAUAGAGUAUAGAGGACUUAACGCCGUUACAAACUUUGACCUUAGCCGUUAUAUCAAUUGGUUACGUCCUAAAAACAAAGACAACAAAAAUAAUAUUAAUAAUAAUCACACUCAAAAUAGUAGCAAUGAUGAAGAGCUAGAUCUUAAUCAGGAACUUGAUGGUAGUGCCACUUCAGCAUCUUCAACGUUUGAUCUUAUUUUAAAAUCAUCAUCAAAAUUCAAAGAAAUGUUAGAAAAUACAUCAUCAGAAAAUAGUCGCACUCCAUCACCUCCUGAAUCAAGUCUUCCGAGUCGUACAUUUCCUGAAGAUAUUCAAACGAUCUUUGAAACUCAAGAUUCAGAAGUCUACACUGAAAAUGAUGAUGAUAUUAUAUUUGGUGAGUUGAGUUCAAUUGCUGCACCAAUUUUUCAUUAUGGGCUUGAUGUUUGAUUAGAAUGAGGAAAUUUUGGACCACUAGAGUCUAACUCAAGUAGUUGAUGUGUAGUAUGUGUUAUCAUUAUCAAUCUCGUUAUACCGAAUUUAAUUCUUUCUGGUAAAAAAAAAAAGAAAAGCGGAAUUGUGGGUUAUUUAUGUAAAAUGUUAUUUAUAUCACUAUAUAUGUUAUUUUCAAAGGGUCAUCAACCAAAAAUAGAUGACAAAGAAAUUAGAAGAAAAGAAAAAAGGAAAACCAAAGGAAGCAAUUUAGAGAAUGUGAGAUUCUUUAGAGAAAAAGGGAUUUGUUAAUUUUGGGUAUUUGUGGUACCAAUCAUUUCUUACAAUUGUGAUCCAACAAGAUGGGCAUGUAAGGAUUUGAUUUUAACAAUUUAGUUUUAUCAUAUAUAUAAAUGUCUCGCAUCAUAUA